Scleropages formosus (Asian bonytongue) is the source of this 1544-nucleotide messenger RNA. It is a transcript of the gene lrrc10b, whose product is annotated as leucine rich repeat containing 10B. NCBI's taxonomy places the organism in Eukaryota, Metazoa, Chordata, Actinopteri, Osteoglossiformes, Osteoglossidae. Gene Ontology annotation, molecular function: protein binding. The coding region runs from base 1 to 1242 and encodes 413 amino acids. Gene Ontology annotation, cellular component: cytoplasm. The transcript has a single exon. The record is from RefSeq and is a predicted model, not a curated record.
AUGGGAAACUCGUCAAGGAAGGAAGCUGAGGAGGAAGGUGGGGAGGAGGAAGAAGAAGGUGACGGGGCGGCGGUGGAGGAGGGGGAGGCGACAGAGAAAAAGAAAGAGGAGGAGGAGGAGGAGGAUGAACUCCCACUGGGGGUUGAGGAGCUGCUGGCCAGUGGAGACCCGGUGCUGGACCUAAGUUACCGAAAGCUUCGUCGGCUGCCGUCCCGCGUCUGCAGCCUGGAGUACCUGGAGAAACUGUACGUGUGCGGCAACCGCCUGCGCAGGCUGCCCUCUGGGGUGGCCCGGCUGCAGGUCCUCCGCACCCUGGCGCUGGACUUCAACAAGCUGGAUGACGUGCCGCCGGCUGCGUGCCAGCUGGCCAAUCUGACCCGCCUGUACUUGGGCAGCAACCGACUCAUGAGUCUGCCGUCAGAACUACGCAACCUACAGAACCUGCGCUGCCUUUGGGUCGAGAGCAACUACUUCCAGCGUUUCCCCCGCCUGCUCUAUGAGCUGCCCCACCUACGCUCUCUGCAAUUUGGGGACAACCGGCUGCGCAGCCUUCCGUCUGACUUGUGGCGCAUGGAGGCUCUGCGGGGCCUCUGGCUCUAUGGCAACCGUUUCCGAGAGUUUCCCCGUGCGCUGCUGCGCAUGGAGAGCCUGGAGAUCCUGGACCUCGACCGGAACCAGAUCUCCAGUUUUCCAAACCUGGCCCACCUGCCAGGCCUUCGCCUUUUCUCCUACGACCACAACCCUGUCAAGGGACCCCCCAAAGUCGGGGAGGAGGUGGAGCUCGUGGGGGAGGGAGCGCAGGAGGCAAUGGAGACUCGGGCCAGGCGUAAGGAAGCGCGGCGGAGGGCUGCCGAGAAGGAAGCUGAGGAGGAAGCGGCGGCAGCGUCAGCUGCAGGAGGGUCAGGAGAGGAGCCGGUUAUCCAUGGCAUCCUAAAGCACAGCAGCUCCGCCCCAUCCCAUCGGCCCAAUGGGGUUGCUGAAGGGGUGCUGGAGGCGGAGGCUCAGGAGGAAGGAAAGCGGGAACAGGGAGACGAGGACAGGAUUGUGGUGGAAUAUGAUGAAGCAGAGUUAGAGUAUGACGAGGGGGGGUUAGAGUAUGAGCAAGAGGAUCUGGUAUAUGAAGGGAAAGGCUAUGAAUAUGAGGCGGCAGAGCUGGAGUAUGACGGAGAUGAAGUGAACUAUGAGUACAGUGAUGAGGGUGAGGAGCCAGAGGAACCAGAAAGGCACAGGAAAGGGACAUAAUACUUCACUUUUUCGUCCUGUGUUGCUUUGUAGCACUCGCCCAGGGGAUUAGCCAGGGGAGAAUGAAACCCAAUGCCUGGAUGUCAUCAGAUGAACGAACCAUCAGAUGAGGACAAAUGUAAUGCCCAGCAACAAUUAUUGCGUUAUUGUUUCCUGUCUGCUUGGUUCUGGAGUAUGGUGCCAUUGGCACGUGACGGUGGACAUGACUUCCUCUGGAAGUGCGCCUAAAUCCAGGGUGCUCUAUCCAUGUGCCCAGGAGGCUCAGUGUACUGUGCCUGCAAUAUGUGAAGAAGAGUAAACCA